GUUGCAGUUGCCGUCGCUGUCUCCUACUUCUCUUGGCCCCAGGGAAGGACUUCCCCGCCAGCGGGACAGUGCGGGGACUGGAGAGGGAAUCUUUUAUGUGACUGAUUCAAUGGGGGAGGGAGCAGACAGUUAUCUCGAAGAAAAAAGGGCAAGACCAAAGAAUAAAACAUGGGUUUCCCCCCACUAAAAUGGCUUGGUGAUUCCCGCUCCUGUUUUCGGGGUCUUUCCCCGAAAUGGCGGUUUCCGUCUUGUCCUUGCCUCACUGCGACCCGGAGAGUUUGGUAGGCGGGGUGGGGAGAGGCAGAGGCGGUCCCUGCAGCCAAUUAGUGCUUGAUGUGUUCGUCGGCCGUGUUGUGAUUGGCUAGCGAUGACCUCAUGCUGCAGCAGCGGGUAGGGCCAGAGCAGUUGGGGGAGGCUGUUGCAAAGGCAGAGAGGGAGAAGUGACGGUGGAGUUCGUUGCUGCCCCGGCGAUGUGGAACCCAAGCAGUGGCGAAGGGAAUCUCAAGGCUCUUCCCUGAUAUUUUCUCCUGUCCCUGCGCGAGUAAUACCUCGGUACUAGUCGGCUUCAGAACUGGUCAAACCCUGUAUUUGUUGCAUUUUGACGAGAAUAAAAUGUUUUGGGACUCGGCACACUUGCUAAAACUUGUAUGAGUUACAGCACUGCCCUGCAAGAGAAAAUAUUUCAUCACUCAUCGCUUGCUUGUCAUUUGGCACCCCUCUCUCUGGAUGAAACGGAAGUCGACCCAUCAAUCUCACGGUAGCUCACCAACAGUACAGAACCUCCACGUAUUCAUCAUUACUGUCUGUACUUUUGUGCACUUUUAAGUGCUAAUCAUGGGUUGCAAAAAGGUUAAGGGUGAUACCACUAAGCCUAAAAGGCAGUUAAUAAGAACCACAAUUGAAAAGAAAAAAGAGAUCAUAGCUAAGUAUGAGAGUGGUAUAGGUGUGACUGAUAUUGCUGUAAUAUUCAAGAUGCCGAGAACAACGAUCUCUACAAUAGUGAGAAAUAAGGAAGCAAUUAAAGCAGCUAGUGUUGCCAAAGGUGUAAAGUCUGUAAGUAAGCAACGUUCACAGACAUUGGAAGAAGUUGAAAAAUUGCUUUACAUCUGGAUUAAUGAAAAACAAUUAGCAGGUGACAGCAUUUCUGAGGCAAUAAUUUGCGAGAAAGCUAGGCAGUUGCAUGCUGAUCUGUUAAAAGACAAGCCUGGAACAAGUGGUGUGAGCACUGAAGUGUUUAAAGCCAGUCGUGGGUGGUUCGAUAAAUUUAAAAAGAGAAUUGGCAUCCAUAAUAUGGCGAGGUGUGGAGAGGUCAAUGAAGAUGCUAAAGUGUUAGUGGAGGAGCAUAGAGCAGAGCUCAGCACGAAGGAGCUACAGGAACUUCAAAAGAAACAGCAAGAAAUAGUGGCUGAGAAAAUUUCUUCAGGUGGGGAGGAAGGAAGGGAGGAAGCGUCUACUGCGCUGAUAAAGGAAAUGUGCAGUAAGUGGAUUGAAGUUCAAAACUUUGUGGAAAAGUAUCACCCAGACAAAGCUCUAGCAAGCCGAAAUGUGGACCUGUUUAAUGAACAGACAAUGUCACACUUUAGAAACAUUUUGAAACAUAGACAAAAACAAGUUUCUUUUGAUAGAUUUUAAGUGAAACUCUAAAUCCGAGUCUCCAGCAGUGUUCAGUGAAGCGAAGAGACAGAAAACAGAAGAAAUCCCUGAGAAAGCAUCUGAAAUUGUCUUGGAAGAGCGCUCCUCUUCCAACAGUUCCCCCCUUUCCUCCUCCACCUCACCAUCAUCUCAUUAUUCCAGGAAAACUCACUACAGGUUAUGAUGGCUGGUAAUUUAACCAACGACCAACGAAAAUGGAUACUUAAACAAUACUGGAAGACAGAAAAUGCUGAAAAGGUUAGACAGAAAUGGGCUGAAGAAUUUGAUACACCUUCACCAAGUAGACAGACAAUUUACAGAAUACGUGAUAAAUUUGAUAAAACUGGGUCAAUCUGUAAUGCUCCAAAAAGUGGUCGACCAGUCAGUAUUACCACCCAGGAAAAUGAAAUGUUAGUAAGUCAGGCAUUUACAGAGAGUCCCAAAAAAUCAAAACAAAGAGCUUCUGUUGAAUUAGGCAUUUCCUGUAGAUCUUUGAGUCGUAUAAUGCAACGUUUAGGUUUGAAAAUGUAUCGACCAAGAUUGCUUCAUGGGUUACUAGAGGAUGAUCCAGAUCGCCGUUUACAAUUCUGUGAAGUGGUUCUCAAUGAAGAAAGACAAGGCAAUAGCAUCAUUGAUAAAAUUAUAUGGUCCAAUGAAGCUCAUUUUAAACUUUCAGGUGCUGUGUAUCGACACAACUGUGUCUACUUUUCAAGAGAAAAUUCCCAUAUAAUGAUAGAAGGACAGUUAAAUGAGCCAGGAAUUACAGUUUGGGCAGGAUUUUCAUGUAAAGGGGUAUUUGGACCUAUUUUUUUUCAUACAGCUAUUACACAAGAUCUCUAUCUUAACAUGCUAAAGGACACUGUUUUACCACAGUUACAGAGACAGCAUGAUAAUGAUGACUACUUCUUUCAACAAGACGAAGCUCAUCCACACUGUGCCGUAACAGUGCGUGAGUUUCUUGAUGAACAAUUACCCAACAGGUGGAUAGGUAGACGAGGACCAGUGGAAUGGCCACCACGAUCACCAGACCUCACCCCAAUGGACUUCUUUUUUUGGGGUGUUGUCAAAGAUAAAGUCUUUUUACGAAAACCACGUACUGUAGAUGAUAUGAUUUGCUGCAUAAGAGAAGUGUGUCAAGAAAUUGAUGACAAUAAAGAACUCUGUGCCAAAGUGUGCUCGAAUAUAGCGAGUAGACUACAAGAAUGUGUAAAUAAUGAAGGCCGGCAAUUUGAGCAGUCGCAAGAUUGUACCUAAGUGUGUUGUGACAUUUCUUUUGAGUUAAUAAAGUUACUGUAAUUAUCAUAA
Artibeus jamaicensis (Jamaican fruit-eating bat) is the source of this 2937-nucleotide messenger RNA. RefSeq lists its product as uncharacterized. Gene Ontology annotation, molecular function: nucleic acid binding. The record is from RefSeq and is a predicted model, not a curated record. Lineage: Eukaryota; Metazoa; Chordata; Mammalia; Chiroptera; Phyllostomidae. The transcript is spliced from 3 exons. The coding region runs from base 1813 to 2886 and encodes 357 amino acids.